CCAAGUCCGAGUCGAGUCUCGGGUAUUUCAUUUUUUGUCAAGUCAAGUCACAAGUCAUAAAAACGGCGACUCGAGUCCAAGUCACUAAGUCUCAAGUCCCCAUGUCUGGAUAAAAGUAUAUUAAACAUGGCUGUUGCACAAUACUUCCUCUUCAUAACACUGUCAACAAUGCGUAAUGAUGACUGAUCUGUAAGCUGCUUCAAAGUUGUCCUGUGGUGAUGUUUUGCAAAUAAUGUUGGUGUAAUUAUUAAUGCUUGUUUUUGUAUUAAACAUAUAUUUUUCAACAGUGUCUCUCCCCACAUUCAUUCCUCAUAAUGAACGUUUUUUUUUAUUUUAUGUUAACUGGCGAGUAUCAAUGAGGUUACCCCAGAUAAAUAUAUUUAGUAGCGGUCUUAGUGGUCUUUUAUUAUAAAUAAAAUCGCCUUUCAAACUUUGCCGGGACAAGCCUUGUUUCAAACCACGCGAACCCCGCCACGAAGCCCCGCCCACUCAGCCACCAACACCGAGCCGUUAGCAGACACAGCUAGCCGUUAGCUGAUGUCCGUUAAGGACGCGGGGAUAUCAGUCGAUCACGGAGGCGUGUCCGGUCACCGUAAACAUUAACUGCACUGCUGUCCGGUCACUUUCACAACCGGACCGAACACAAGCCCAGGAUAUGUGCUCCGUCGUCGGGUGUGAGUCGUGGCGUCGCAGUGCGCAACGGUUCAAGUUACCGGAGGACCCGGAGAGGAGACUGGAGUGGGUUCAGUUCCUGUUUGAAGUCAAUGGGCAACGACUCAAAGAAUCGUCCUGGACUGAUAUCACGAUCUGCAGUGAACAUUUUACCAGUGACUGUUUUGAAACAAUGACUCCUGGCACGGUCCAGCUAAAACCCUGUGUUGUCCCAUCACUGUGUAUCAAGUCAGAGCAGGAUGAACCUCUGGAGAGCCCACAAUAUGUGGAACCUGUGGAGACCAUUUGUAAGCGUGAAGACAGUAACACAUGUAAUAGUCCGACUGAUUCUGAAGAAUCAAAACAUAUUUUAACAGGUUCCCAACCGAGUCUUCAGUCAAGUGGGGUCGUCUUGGUGUCGUGUGUUUCAAACGCUGUCGCCUCUGGAUCUCACCAGACGCAAGAAAAAGUCACGAUCGAUUUGAACAAAGAAAAAGCUGCGCUUCUACAGAUGAAAGGAAAGUUUGUUGUGAAUGAAAGCUGCCUCCUCCAGUUGUUUUGCCGCAAGUGUCCGUCAUGUGGAGGCAAACUUCAGCUGGAGAAGGUCACCUAUGGACUGCUCAUCAUCUUGAAUCAGCAGUGCCUUCAGUGUGACUACAGAUACCAGUGGAAAAGCCAAGUCAAUGCCAGUGUCCCGACAGAAGAAGAUCAGACCCAACAGGAAAUACCCACAGAUCACAACCCCAGGAGGACAGUUUUCUCUGAGACUGUUACAUUUAGUGAUGAAGAAAGUGACCCCUCGGAUGAUGGAGAAGAAGGUGAUGAAGGUGGGGUGGGUUCAGACGGGGAAUGGAAUCCAAAUGAGGAUGUUUUAUCGGCUGAAGAGCUCACAAAGGAGUCUGAAGAGGAAACUGAAGACGAAGGCGAAGAGGAAGAUUUUGCUUCUCCGGGUGGCCUCCAAAUUUAUGAGCUCUGUACAGAGUGUGGACGUUUUUUCAAUAUUCUGAAGCCUCACACGUGUGAGCACAAAGUAAAGCCCUAUUCCUGCAAUAUUUGUGGCAAAAGAUGUGUUACUGAGAUAUCUCUGAAGAACCAUAGCAAAAUCCACGAUGAAACCUACGAACACCCUUGCAAAUACUGCCACGUUACCUUCAAAGCAAGGGUGGACAAACUUAAACAUGAGCAGAUCCAUCAAAAUAACAAAGAUCCUUACAAAUGUCCCGACUGUCCAGAGACAUUUCCCACCAGUAAAGAACGCAACACCCAUCUCUCAAAUCACAGAGCCCCAAAAGAGUUCAAAUGUGGAGUUUGUGGCAUUGAAUUCAAGGAUGUACAUCAUCUUCGGAGACACUCUGUCGUGCACACAGGAUUGAAACCUUACAAGUGUUCGGUUUGCAAGCGUGGCUUCAACCAGUCAAACCACCUGAAAUCCCACAUGCGUCUGCACACAGGGGAGAGGCCUUAUAAGUGUCAGCAUUGUGACCGCAGCUUUAAUCACAACGUGAGCUUGAAGAGUCACGUUCUGCGUUACCACUCAUCGAGCUCUGGACCUAAACAGAAGAAAAAAAAGAUAAAGGAAAUCACAAGUGACAGUGGUGAUACGGUGGACAAUGGGAAUAAGGAAGGCAGGAACUCUGAGUUUGACAAUGUAGGAGAAGAACACAACACACAAGAGGAGGCGCAGAAGGAGAAAAAAGAGACACCAAAAAUUAGAAAGAGAAGCACAGGUAGACCCAGAGGGAGGCCGAAGAGAAAUGCAGCAGGCGACACGGACCUGGCAGGUCAACGAAAGGGCCCGCGUUCUAAAACUAAGACUGGAAAAUCAAAGGUGCAGAAGUUAAAGAAAACAAGUUCCAGCGAUGAGGAAAGUGAGGACGAGCAAUCAGAUAGUGACAUAUCCUUUGACUCAGCAGAACAGGAAGAAGAAGAAGAAGAAGUAGAAGAGAAGGAGACAGCGAGGAAAAGCACAGGGAGAUCAAGAGGAAGGCCAAAAAAUGACAGUGACACUGAUUUUGACCCAGAAGAAGAGACAAAGAAAAAGAGGUACAGCACACAGAGCAGUGGUAAGAGCGCAGUGAAACGUCAGGGCAGACCAAAGAAGAAUCUAGCAGUCUGAAAAAUCUUAGAACACACAGAGCUGAAGAAUGAAUUGGGUGUGAGCAAUUGUGAAAAGACCGAAGUCAUUAAGACUGGAGGGCUAUAGAGAAGUGGAGCGAUAUCUCUCGAGUUGAUCUAUUAAAAACAAACGAGAAACAAAACAUCCACAUGGAGCAGCAUUGCUCCAAAUUACUUACUGUUAAAAUAUCAUGUUGCUUUACUUUUAAACGCGUUAACUGACGCCAACCAUGUAAUUAAAUCUGAAAAAGUGGAUUAUUCAGGACUAAUGUUAGGUCUUAGUAAUCAGUGUAAAGGGCCAUUUAGCCUGCUCGCUCUCACUAAUGAGACCAACUCUCUGAUUAUUUGAUAUCACAUAUAUCAAAUAAUGGAUGGAUGUGUAGUAAUGGAAGGUCAGUAAGUAAAGCACAUGUUUGAAAAAUAUGUACUCUAUUCAUAUAAUGUAAUAAUGAUGUCAGUUUCAAGCUUAACAUUGCCCUUAUACACUUUAAUUACUGUAAGUCAGGGCACUGUGGCACAGUCAGUUUCUGUCUUUUCUUAUUCAUGCUAAAGCUGCAUAAUUAUGUAACAUAAUUAUGCAGCCAUUUAUCAGUCUGUAAGGAAAUCUAGAAGUAUUCAGAUUCAGAUUUAUGAGCAGUAUUACCUAAUUUUACCUGCUGGAUAAUACACAAUAACUUUAAAUCUAUAGAAACAUGCAGUUGUUUAUUCUUUCCACCUGUUAUGUAGUGUUAAUAAAACAUAUCUGUUCUCCUCUAAAGCUUAAGUUUCAUCGAUAAUCAGUGUGGCCUCAGAGAAUUACCAAAGACCAUCUCAAAGGACCAUACCAAUGAUUUUGUUACAAAUGAAUGUAGAUUACAUUGCUCUGCUUUCCAAACAGAAAUUGAUUUCCGUUUUCUUAGGUACGCUACGAAAAUCAGCCUGCUGAGGCUUGAAACUAGUUUGAGAUACAGUAUGUCUGAUCAUAACUCAAGAGAAGUCAUGGUUGUGUUAUGCUCCAAUAAUAAUAAAACAGUUAUUGGACUCAUCCAUUUAAGAACGAACUGCCAUCUGCGAUUUCAGCGUUGCUAUUGAGCAGCAACAUUUUAAUGCAGCAACUGACCAAACCCACACUAUGUUCUCAUGAUGUCAGUGUUAGUUUGUCUUUGACUUCAUAGCGGUCAUCAGUGCUAAAGACGAUGAAUACCGCACAGCUAGUUUCAUUCAAACACAGCAGCUUUGUUUCACGUUUUAUUUAAAAAAAAAGAAGUUAGUUGACUGUAGCACCAGAUCAAAGUUCAGUUGGUUCAGGGUUUAUUCCCUGAGCCAUGAAUAUGUAUAUCAGAUUAAAUAGGGGUCUGUCCAAAGUGUUAGAUGGACUUGACUUGUCCUUGUGAGUGUACCUUCUUUGCUUUAUGGACAGAGUUAGGUGGAAGAAGCGGCCUCCAACAGAUUUCCCUGAGGACACUUCUCAUGUCACACUGGGACAAAUCAAGGGACCUUGUCCCUGACAUUGACGUGAGGCUGGCAGACAGGGCCUGUAUGCUCGUGACGUUUUCAGACCUCAGACCUUGCCUGAAUGCACCACAGAGGAGGGCUUUACAAAUACGUCCUGCUGUAUUAGAACUGUAUUAGUAUAUGAGAAAGUAAAA
This is a messenger RNA of Larimichthys crocea (large yellow croaker), 4394 nucleotides long. RefSeq names its product zinc finger protein 429. Bases 656 to 2767 code for a protein of 703 amino acids. The record is from RefSeq and is a predicted model, not a curated record. Gene Ontology annotation, biological process: regulation of transcription by RNA polymerase II. The transcript is spliced from 6 exons. Gene Ontology annotation, molecular function: DNA-binding transcription factor activity, RNA polymerase II-specific; DNA binding. NCBI's taxonomy places the organism in Eukaryota, Metazoa, Chordata, Actinopteri, Sciaenidae. Gene Ontology annotation, cellular component: nucleus.